Amphibalanus amphitrite is the source of this 3030-nucleotide messenger RNA. RefSeq lists its product as uncharacterized. The record is from RefSeq and is a predicted model, not a curated record. The transcript has 3 exons. The coding region runs from base 217 to 2730 and encodes 837 amino acids. Lineage: Eukaryota; Metazoa; Arthropoda; Thecostraca; Balanomorpha; Balanidae.
ACGUGGUGUGGCUUCUUGGUGUCGCGUUUGUAGCUCAGGAGAUCAAGAUUGGGUUGUGCCGAGGCCACAGACAGAUUGAGUGGAUUGACGGUUCUGAACAUAUUUUCAUAGUUCUGAUAGCUUAUUCUAUUUGCCUUGAGUCCAAUAGCUAGGCAUCAACUGACCACAGGACAGGGCACAGAUUUUUCUUAGCACUUUUUGCCUCUGUCGGUCAUCAUGGUGGGAGAAAGAAGCGGCGGAUACAAGAGGUUCUUGGAUUCUGAUGAGCAAAUGUCUCGCCAGACAGGAUGGAGGAGAAAAAAGCCCAAGAGUUCUACAACUGAACAGCGGUCUGAGGACUUCCAGAUUGCACCAGACGAAAACAGCAGGGAAGAGCCCUGCCAUGGUGAUACAACUGGAACCAUUGGCGAUGCUGCCAUGGUGCAGCAGACUCCGUCUCUCAGCCCUGGACCCCAUACCGAGGUUCCGGAAGCCAACGAGGCAGGCAGUGAUAACGAUGAUUUGGAUGCAGGUGACAUCGAGGAGCAGUGUUCGGAACCUGGUGUGCCAGAUAUAGGUGAUCUGUCUGACGGGGACGUGAUGAGUGUCAUUCUUGCUUUUAGCAUUCGACAUAACUUGUCCAAAGUUGCUGUAAAAGACUUGCUUGACCUGCUACAUGUGCUUGGGACAACUAGAAACGUGCCUGAGUCCAGGUACAAACUUUUCAAAACCAUCAUGGAAGAAAUAAGUGAACAGAAGUUUACACAUUUUUACUGUUCGUUCUGUUUGGCCUACAUAGAAGGCGAGCCGGAUGGCUGCGUUGCAUGUGAACAGCCGUUCUCUAAGAAAGACGCUUUGAAAAAGGGAAACUAUUUCCUGUACAUACCAAUGCGCCAGCAAAUCAAGGAGAUGCUGGAAAGUGGCUAUGUAGCACGAGAAAUGAUAUGCUGUGAUCAUGACGCAGACCUCCUCUGUGACGCAGUAGACGGAAAACGCUGCAAGCGUUUCAGUCGGCCUGGUGACGAAGGUAUCCCCUUUCUCACCAUAAACUGGAACUUUGAUGGGCUGCCAGUCUAUAAAGCAUCAAGUGCUUCACUUUGGCCAAUCCUGGUCCAGAUCAAUGAGCUCAAUUAUUCUGCCAGGAAAGAACAGCUCUUGAUGUGUGGCCUUUGGCUCGGAGACAAAAAGCCGCUUUGGUCGACGUACUCGAAGCCGUUUCUUGCGGAGCUCAAAUCAAUGGGCACCGAUGGCAUAUCUUGGCGCAGAGGUUCAGAACUGAUGCGGACCAUCAUUAAGACCCAAGCCAUCGUGUGUGAUGCACCAGCGCGAUGCAUGGUUCAAGGCAUCCACCAGUUUAAUGGGGCAUAUGGGUGUGCGUGGUGCCUUCAUGAGGGAACUGUGGUGCGAAAGGGCGACGGGACAGCUCGUAUUUACGAGCACAGAACGGAUGUCGAAAGGCGCACGCAUGCCAGUGUCAUCGCAUCUGCGAGGACUGCUAUUCAGGAGAACAUCAGUCACCAUAACGGUGUUAAAGCAGCCUCUCCCCUUCUCCUUUUGCCGGCGGAGUGCGGAGUAGACAUCGUUGAUAGUUUUUCAGCAGAUUACAUGCAUGCGAUUCUGCUGGGUGUCGUGCGCCAGUUUCUCGAUCUUUGGUUUUCAUCGAAGUGGAGCUCGUCGCCCUUUUCGAUUAGGAGCAGCUUGCGAGAAGCGGAUGAUCGGUUGAUGGCAGUUAGACCUCCCCAGGAUCUAUCUCGAACUCCAAGAACGCUUCGCGAUUCUGCCCACUGGAAGGCGUCUGAGUGCCGAAACUGGCUCCUUUACUACAGUGUACCAGUCUUGUUUGGGUUGUUGGCUCCUCGGUUCCUUGACCAUUGGUGCCUGCUGGUGAGCGCUGUUUUCGCCCUUCUUCAAGGACAAGUAGCGGCAUCAGAAGUGCUGAGGGCGUCACAUAAAUUGUUGGCCUUCAACAAGGGUGUCGGCUUGUUGUAUGGCGAUGAGCACAUGUCUAGCAACGUGCACGCGUGCAUUCACCUAGGAGAGAGCGUCAGGAACUUGGGACCACUCUGGGCCUGCUCUGGUUUUCCUUUUGAAGGGUACAUGAUGAAAAUAAAGAAGUUUUUCUCGGGAACCACUUACCUCUCUGAUCAGGCAGCAAACACCUUCUUGAUGCUGAGGAUCCUGAAGAAAAGUACAUCAAAUGAACAGUGCAACGAAAAGGUAGCCAGGCUGGUCCAGAAGUGGCUUGGUGUAUACAGUCAUUUAGAUCGUGCCAUGAGGUCGCCUGACAACAGCGCUGUGGGUCUGAACUCUCCGAAAGCUGGGCGUCUGCAGGAGUACGAACGGCGCCUGCUUCAGGGACAUGGCAUUGAUGUAUCUGCGGAUACCAGUGUCUUCCACUUCAGUCGUGCGGUGAUUGGCGGGAGCAUCUGCUGCACGGAAGAGUACGGCCGUUCCAUGAAGCGGAACAGCUUCACUCUCUUCACACGGUUCGGCAUUGGGUGUGUGCAAAACAUCUGCUUCCUAUCCGUUGAUGGCAUGGAAUGCUUCCUGUUCUUGAAAAGGAUGGAGGCUGCCAGCUGCCCCAUCCCAUCUCUCGAGCAUGUCAGGAAUGUGCGUGCCUCCACUUCCGGUGCGGUAUUUUUGUGCAGGGCGGCAGAUGUUCUCUGUAACGCUGUCGUGGUUCCACGUACUGUGAACGGCGAGCAUGUGCUGGUAUGCUGCAGGCAACCGAACAAGGUGGAAAAAGACUAGUGUCUUGUAAAGCGGAAAAAUGGCGAUGCUACCAUUGCGCGUCACCUCAGCGCGUCGUGCUUAUGCGUGUAUGUGUGCACAUGUGUGCAAGUUGCUUGAGCUGUCUUUGAACGAAUGAACUGUCAUGCUGGAAUACAGCAGAUUCGUGAAUCGACCAGGAUCAGGUUCGUGCAGAUGUGAUCUCAAAAUACAUGCAAGUGAGGAAUGUGUGAAACUAUUUUCUGUGUUUCGGUUGCACAAAGCUAGAAGAGUAUUGUUGGAUUGAGUUGUGUGAAUAGCUGCCACCAUUCAAUGUCGUGC